Messenger RNA from Zonotrichia leucophrys gambelii, 2748 nucleotides. RefSeq names its product DEAD-box ATP-dependent RNA helicase rde-12-like. The record is from RefSeq and is a predicted model, not a curated record. Lineage: Eukaryota; Metazoa; Chordata; Aves; Passeriformes; Passerellidae. The transcript is spliced from 2 exons. Gene Ontology annotation, molecular function: neuropeptide hormone activity. The coding region runs from base 36 to 1832 and encodes 598 amino acids.
CCCGGAUCGGCUGAGACCCCCCCGGAGCCGCCACCAUGACGCCCCCACCCCGCCCCUUACGCAGCGCCGCCCUCCUCCUCUCCAUCACCCUCCUCGUCCAGAGCCGCCCCCAACCCACCCCAGGACCCCCCAGGACCACCCCGACAACAACCACCCCUCCCACCAGCCCACCCACCCCUCACUCCAUCUCCAAACGCUCCCCGCCUUCAUCCUCCUCAUCCUCCUCCCACCCCUCGGACGUGCUGAAGGAGCUGCAGGAGCUGGGGCGGCUCCGCGCCGAAGCCAAACGGGACCGGCAGCGGGACCGGGAGCGGGAGCGGGAGCUGGGAUGGGCGAGCUCGCGGCAGCUGCGGCAGCAGCAGAGCCUGGAGCACCGGCUGCUGGAACGGCGCUACCAGGAGCUGGCCGAGAGCCGGCGGCAGGCGCAGGCGGCGCGGAAAGCGGCGGCCGAGGAGGAACGCUUGGCCGACCUGGCCUCGGAUCUUCUGCUCCGCUACCUCCUGAGAGGGCCCGGAGGCGUCGUGGCCGAGGAUAAACGCUCCGAGGAGGAGGAGGAGGAGGAGGAGGAGGAGGAAGGGUUUGGAGGUGGGAAGGAUGGGUUUGGUGGUGAGGAAGAGGAUGAGGAGUUUGGUGGUUAUAAGAGGAAGGAUGGGUUUGGUGGUGGUGACCUCAACGAUCUUGGUGGCUACAAGGGCAAGGACAGGUUUGGUCUUGGUGAGGACAUCAAUGAUGAGCUUGGUGGCCACCAGAGCUACAAGAGCAGGUUUGGCCUCAGCAAUGACCUCAACGAUGACCUCAAUGAUGACCUUGGUGGCUACAAGACCAAGGACAGGUUUGGUCUUGGCGAUGACCUCAACGAUGACCUCAAGGAUGACCUUGGUGGCCACCAAACCUACAAGACCAAGGACAGGUUUGGCCUCAGCAACGACCUCAACGAUGACCUUGGUGGCUACAAGGCCAAGGACAGGUUCAACCUUGGCAAUGACCUCAACGAUGACCUCAUCGAUGACCACCAGACCUUCAAGACCAAGGACAGAUAUGGGUUUGGCAAUGACCUCAACGAUGACCUCGAUGACCACCAAACCUACAGGACCAGGGACAGAUUUGGCCUCAACAACGACCUCAACGAUGACUUUGACGUCUACAAAUCCAAGGACAGGUUCAACCUCGAUGGCUACAAGGGCGGCUACGACGCCAACGACGCCAACGAGGUCUUCAAGGUCAACCGGCGCUUCAAGCUCCGAGGCGGCGCCAACGAUGACCUGAAGGCCAACGAUGACCUCGGUGACAACUUCAAGAUCAGGGGCGGCUUGGACGACCUCAACGGCGGCUUGGAGGACAACGAGAUCCUCCCGGCGCGUGGCCACCGCGGCAACCGGAUCGCCACGGCUUCAUCAUCAUCAUCAUCAUCAUCUUCAGAGGUGACCACCGGCGAUUCCGAGGAGGUGUCACCACAAGACCCGGCCGAGGUGGACGAGCUGGACCCCGGCACCAUCGACCAACUGAUCGAGCUGUCCAGCAAGCUCCACCUGCCGGCCGACGACGUGGUGGACAUCAUCCACGACGUGGAGCAGAAACGCAAAGAGGAGGAGGCCACGGGCUUGGGCAUGGCCAUGGCGGCCAUGGGCGUGGUGGCACCGGCCGUGGAUGAGGAGACGCCGCCGCCGCCGCCGAAGGUGCCGGGUCGGCUCCCCAAAUCCAGGAUCCGGCCGCCGGAGCAGACGCCGGCCAGGACUUUGGUGCCGCGGCGUCCGCCGCCGCCGCUGAGGGAUCGCCAGGUGGAGAAAUAUCUCGAGAGGGUUUUGGGGAGCCCUCCCCGGGGGUAUCCCUGAGGUUUUUGGGGGUUCUUCCCCCCCAAAAAAUAAACCCCCCAACCCCCCCAUCCUUCCUUCCUUCCCACCCUCCCCAUGCUCGGGUGUGUUGUCCUCUCCCAGUUUGUCCCAGUUUGUCCCAGUUCUGAUUGUGGAGUUCCUCACCCUGUCCCGGUCUCAUGGUUCCAGUUGUCCCUCCCAGUUAAUCCCAGCUCUGCCCAGUCCUGGUUCCGGUUUGUCACCAUUCGGCCCUUGAGGCGCCCAGUUCCUCCCAGUCUGUCCCAGUUCCCUCCCAGUUCUCCCAGUCCCAGCCCCAGUCCCUCCCAGUUCUCUCCCAGUCCAUCCCAGUCCCUCCCAGUUCCUCUCAAUCCUCUCCCAAUCUCUCCCAGUUUAUCCCAGUCCCUCCCAGUCUGUCCCAGUUCCUUCCAAGUCCUUCCCAGUCUCUCCCAAUUUUCUCCCAGUUCCCUCCCAGUCCAUCCCAGUGUCUCCCAGUCUGUCCCAGUUCCCUCCCAGUCCCCCCCAGUCCAUCCCAGUAUAUCCCAGUCCAUCCCAGUUCCCUCCCAGUCCCUCCCAGUCCAUCCCAGUCUCUCCCAGUUCCCCCCAGUCUCCCCCUAGUCCCUCCCAGUUUAUCCCAGUCUGUCCCAAUCCUUCCCAGUCCCUCCCAGCCCUCUCCCAGUCCAUCCCAGUCUGCUCCAGUUCCCUCCCAGUCUGUCCCAGUCCCUCCCAGUUUAUCCCAGUCCCUCCCAGUUCCCUCCCAGUCUAUCCCGGUCUGUCCCAAUCCUUCCCAGUCUCUCCCAGUUCCUUCCCAAUCCCACCCAGUCCCUCCCAGUUUAUCCCAGUUCCCUCCCAGUCUGUCCCAGUUCCCCGCGGGGGGGUUGCCUGUAAAUAACCCCCCAAUGACGAAUUUUGCUAACGAAUAAAAGCGACUAUUUUAGUA